UGGAGGGCCUGUUUCUCCAGUGCCUUACAUCUCACCUUGUCAAGGUGCCUGCUGAGUGAGGAGAGCCAGGACCUCAUACCCUUUGUGUUCAUGAUAACUUCUCUGUGGUACAAUCCUCGUAAGCUCAGCACCCCAAGAUGCGCAUUGUCCCCAGUAAGCUGCAGUUUCUCCUGAUGGGGAUAGUUUGUAUUACAGAGUUUCGUGCUGUACCGUCCGCUCUUCGGAAAGAUCCAAAGUGUGGGCAGAAAGUUCAAGAGACAAAACCAUGGAGUUACCUUAACCUUUUCACUCGGAUUGUUGGGGGAAACCAGGUGAAACAAGGCUCACAUCCAUGGCAGGUUUCCCUGAAACUAAGGCAAAAGCAUUUCUGUGGAGGCACUAUUGUUUCUGCUCAGUGGGUGGUCACGGCAGCUCACUGCAUCUUAGACAGGAACCUAGUCCAGUACUUGAAUGUCACUGCAGGAGAGCAUGAUUUGAGGAUCAGGGAGAAUGGCGAGCAGACACUCCCUGUUAAAUAUGUCAUUAAGCAUCCAAACUUUGACCCCAGAAGGCCGAUGAACUAUGACAUUGCCCUUCUGAAGCUGGAUGGAGCCUUCACCUUCAGUUCAUCAGUUUUGCCAGCAUGUCUUCCUGAUCCUGGUGAAAAGUUUGAAGCAGGAUAUAUCUGCACUGCUUGUGGUUGGGGCCGUUUAAAUGAGAAUGGAGUACUCCCUCAGGUCUUAUAUGAAGUCAAUCUACCAAUCCUAAACAGUAAGGAGUGUUCAAGAGCAUUAUCAACUUUAAAGAAACCCAUCCAAGGUGACACUAUAAUGUGUGCUGGAUUUCCAGAUGGAGGAAAAGAUGCCUGCCAGGGUGACUCGGGAGGCCCUCUCUUGUGUCGACGUAAGCAUGGUGCCUGGACUCUCGCUGGUGUGAUCUCCUGGGGGAUGGGAUGUGCUCGUGGCUGGAUAAGUAACGAGAAGAAGAAACAUUACAACCGAGGAUCUCCAGGAAUAUUCACAGACCUCAGUGCGGUGCUUCCCUGGAUUCAAGAGAACAUGAGUGCUGAUCUGAAAAUGAAAAGCUCCACAGCAUUUUGUAGCAUUCAGGAUGGCAAACUCCCUGACAGUGAAGGACAAUUACAUUUUCCUGGAAGUCCCAACCAGUUCUAUCAAAACCACCAAUUGUGUGUAUGGACUCUAUUUGUACCAGAAGGGAAUUAUAUAUUGCUUCAUUUUUCCCACUUUGAUAUAGAGCCAGAAACGUUUUGUGACUAUGAUUCUUUAUCAGUCUAUUCAAAAGAUGACAGACUUGUUGGGAAAUUCUGUGGAGGAGAUCUUCCAUUACCUAUUUUGAUUGGGUCUAAUAGUGUAAGGCUGAAAUUUGUUUCUGACAACAAGGAUUAUGGAACUGGUUUUUCCAUGACCUACAAAGCUCUUACACCAGAUAUUCUUCCUGAUUCUGGCUGCGAGUCCUUAGCUGUCCUUUUUGAAGAGGGCGUGUUACAAAGUAUGCACUAUCCAGAGCGCUACAGCAACAUGGCAGACUGUCAAUGGAUUAUUUGUGCGCCAGAGGACCAUGUAAUCAAGCUUACAUACCAGUCUUUUGAAGUAGAAGAAAGUGAAGAUUGCUCUUAUGAUGCCGUGACUGUGUAUGAAGAUGUGGGAAAAGAGGAGGAAAUUGCUAAGUCUUGUGGAUUUGCCCUACCAGCACCUGUUCUAAGCUCCUCUGCUGUGAUGCUGGUUGUCUUUCACUCUGAUGAAACAGAGACCUUUGGAGGAUUCAGAGCUACAAUCUCUUUUGUUCAUGUAACAGAUUUAGAUACUUUGGACUCAACUAGUGAAGAAGAAUUUGAAGAUAUGGAUAUGACUGAAGAAGAAAUACAGGUUACAACAGAUGGUAUUUGUGGAGUGCCUUCAAAUCAGCCCAGGUUCAUCUUUAGUAGGAUAAUUGGAGGUGAAGAAGCUGUACCAUACUCGUGGCCUUGGCAGGUCAGUGUACAAAUUUCAGAUGAGCACAUCUGUGGAGGAGCAGUUCUUGCCAAAGAAUGGGUUGUCACAGCUGCUCACUGCUUUAAUUCUAAGGAACUGUACAGAGACUUAUGGAUGGUGGUAACUGGACUUCAUGAUCUUACAGAGCAAGAAUACAGACAGAAAAGGUCAGUAAAGCAGUAUAUUAUACAUCCGAGUUUUAACAAGACCACUAUGGACUCUGAUAUCGCUUUACUGCAACUGGCCGAGCCCUUAGAAUUCAACCACUAUGUGCGCCCAGUGUGCCUCCCAGCCAAGGAGGCAGUUCAGCCCUCGAGGGUGUGCGUUGUCACAGGAUGGGGUGCACAUGAAGAAGACAGGGAAAAGGGGAAAAAACUGCAUCAGCUGGAAGUCCCCAUCCUGGUGCUCGACACAUGUCAGAGCUAUUACAUGAAUCUUCCCAGUAAAGUGACCCAGAGGAUGAUCUGUGCUGGAUUCCCUCUGGAAGAAGGCAAGGACUCAUGCACAGGUGAUUCUGGUGGCCCAUUAGUUUGUCCUUCAGAAGAUAACUCGGCAUUUUACACCCUUCAUGGAAUCACUAGCUGGGGCUUGGGCUGUGGAAGGAAGAGCUACCCGGGAGUAUACACAAAUGUUGGUGGUUUUGUUGACUGGAUCAAGCAGAGUGUUAAUAGUAGUGAUCUCCCCAUUUUCAUGGUGUGACUGUCAAAAGAGCGGUUCUGAUGGACCACAUUGUAAAACACUUCCAAAGCACAAAGGCCACUGAAAGUAAAAUUUGGUGAGAGCGUGUUAGUUCAUGAUUGGUGAACAGAUCCCAAAAUAGCUGAUAUUUAUCCUGGUGAAUUGACUGCUGAUUUAGCUGAAUUGAGACUUUGGCUUUACAUGCGUGUGCUUGGGGCAGACACAAGUUACUUGCAGGCUUCUGACACUCUAUUAAUCUAUCUUAGAAGGGAAGUGAGGGAAAAUAACCACCAUAUACCAUAUGCCAAGCAUGUCCUUGAAUGUAGUGCUGGAGAGUGUAAAAGUACUGCAGAAAUGAGAUUAAGUAAGUGCUUGUGUAAAAUAACUGAAGGGGCAGUCAGUCAUCCUUCCAUUAAGGUGAAUGAGAGUGUUACCUCUGGCUCUGAGAGGACCUAGGCAGUGGCAGUAGUAGUGCAUUCUGAGCAGCAGCAGAACAUUGUCUAGUCAUUAGUGAACUGAAUCAAUCCAAUUGCUGGGAAAGGGAUAUUUUUAAUACAGUUCCUGUUUUAACAAAUUGUGUGUUGUUCAAACGGAUAGAAGUGUUUGAAAAGACAAGUGUUACAGGCCAAGGGCCUUUGGCAGCAUGCAAGAACUGACAGCUAUCCUAAUUAAUCUACACGUGUAAUUAAAGAGGUACUGGGUAAUCCACAUACUGCAAACUGAGCACAUUUACUUGUAAAUAGUAGUUUAACGCCCAAAUGGCUGCUUACACAGUGUUUAGAACCUAGAUUAGUUUAGAAACACUCUCAGUGUUUAGAACCUAGAUCAGUAUGAUAGUACAAUAGGUAACACAAGUAUAAUCCUUCUUUGACUCAGUGGUCCAGAAAAUAACUAGAAAGUAAGAAAGAUAUCUCAUUUUGUUUCUGUUGAUUGUUAAUGGUAAAAAUCUUUAGAGAUAUGUUUCCCAUACAUGCAUUUGAUGCCAGUAACCCUACUUUUUUGACGACAUUAGUUUAGACCACCUGAUUUUUUUUUUUUUAAGAUAUAAUUUUAUUCUGUAGCUGGGGAAAAAAAAAUAAUCUCUCUACCUCUCUCUAGUCGUUCCCAAAUGAAUACAGUAAAAGUUUUUCACCGGUUUCUUUUCUUCACUGUAAAGUUUUAGGCAAAAGCCCACAAAAUAAUCUGGAGCAUGAGCUUUCCGUCAAACUAUGAAAAUACUUCAUGGUGGAAGGACUAUGGACAAAUUCAGAUUAAGUGUGAGGCACAGCUGUGUUACAUUAUUGAUAGAGUAUGCUUGUUCUAUCUUUGAUAAACUCUCUGAAGACACCUUCAGAGAGCAACGGAGGGAAAAUAUCCUUUGUAAUUUUUCAUUAUGGAAGUCUGUUAAUGUUCAGUUAUAGCGGAAGUUGCCAUUAGCUAACUGUAUCAGUUUAACUAUGCUGGGAGCAGAUCUGUCUAAUCACUUGCUUGCUAUUCUGUUUUGCUUAACAGGAACAAGAUGACUUAAAAUACCUGUAAAGUUUUUAUCUGCUUAUUGAUGUAAUACAAGGAUAUCAAGUGGGUGUGUUCAGAAAAAUAAGAAGGUAGGGGGAGAACUACAGGUGGUAUCAGCUAUGCUAGCCCUAUUGAAUGCAGUGGUUAUAUGCUGAUAAAUUGAGAUCUCUUAAAAAAAUUCCUUUCAUAUAUUCAGAAUGCUAUCUUAAAUUAUUUGUACUUGAUUUGAUUGUUAGGGUACUUACUUUUUGCUUGACUGCAUGAUGUUGACCUUUUGUGUUUCUCCUAGUAUGGUUUUACAAGUAGUCUAAUUUUGCUUUUAUUUGUUGUAUCUUUUCAGUCUAUUGUAAGCUGCCAGUAUCUUUUAGCAAUAAUGUGAACUGUUUUGUGAUGGAAAUGAAAUCUGAUUUUAAAAAAAUAAAAAAUUACUUUCAAUGGAGUUCGUGUAAUGGAAUUAUAUUUUAGUUUCUACAAAAUUUAUAUGAAGUCCACUUUAAUUCUUGACAGUUAUAUGAGGCUUUCCUGAACCCUACAGUCAAAAGGUAGGAUACUAGUAGCCUACCUGAGUACUGAGGUAGACUCAGGUUCCCUGCGUGCUUAAAAUCUGGAUAUAAACCUCCUUCUGUUGGCAUGUAAGUAAAAAUAUCUUCUUUGUAACGUUAUAUAGGAGCAAAUGAAGGCUCAUUGCAUUGUUCAUUGGCACUGUGCUAAAUAUUUAG
Molecule: messenger RNA, 4861 nt
Organism: Harpia harpyja (harpy eagle)
Lineage: Eukaryota; Metazoa; Chordata; Aves; Accipitriformes; Accipitridae
Gene: OVCH2
Product: ovochymase 2
Exons: 22
Coding region: 138-2669 (843 amino acids)
Biological process (GO): proteolysis
Molecular function (GO): serine-type endopeptidase activity
Source: RefSeq, a predicted model, not a curated record